This is a messenger RNA of Hibiscus syriacus, 472 nucleotides long. RefSeq lists its product as uncharacterized. The record is from RefSeq and is a predicted model, not a curated record. Gene Ontology annotation, molecular function: fatty acyl-CoA hydrolase activity. The coding region runs from base 1 to 393 and encodes 130 amino acids. NCBI's taxonomy places the organism in Eukaryota, Viridiplantae, Streptophyta, Magnoliopsida, Malvales, Malvaceae. The transcript is spliced from 3 exons.
AUGGAGGAACAUGCCAUUAUACAGAAAACCCUGAAAUGGUUAGAAAAUCUAUCAAAAGGAAACCUAAGCCACCAACUGGAGGAACUAACCCUAGAAGGACUCCAGAUUAUCGACGCCCACAAGGGUUCUAUACGCUGCAGUUUCGUCAUUCCUAGUCAUGCUUCAGAUCGAGAUGGGAAUUGGCAUGUUGGAGCCAUGGCGACGUUGAUCGACGACGUUGCAGCUGCUGCUAUUUAUUCCAUCGUCGACCAUGUUAAAGUCUCUUUGGAUUUCAGUAUUUCGUUUCAUUCGACGGCCAGGAUUCAAGAAGAAGUGGAGAUAGAGGCGAGGGUGGUGGCGGAGAAGGGAAAGCUAGCGCAGCGGUGGUGGAGAUUAGAAGAAAGGAAACGGUGAGCUAAUUGCUUCGGGGAAACAAUGGAUGGCGACGCAUAAAGCAAGUGUUAAGGCAUCCCGAGCGAGUAAGCUUUGAAGC